Molecule: messenger RNA, 1341 nt
Organism: Parnassius mnemosyne (clouded apollo)
Lineage: Eukaryota; Metazoa; Arthropoda; Insecta; Lepidoptera; Papilionidae
Source: the annotation of a GenBank genome assembly
AUGACGGACGAAAAUGAAGAAUUUAACAAUAAUAUUAUAUAUAACCAAGACGAUAUUACAGAAUUAGAAGUGGAAGAGCGGGAUAGUAUUGAUAUAAAUACGCCUAGGAUUAUAAAAAGAAUCAGAGAAACGGAGGAGAGUGAUGAGGAGUGGAGUAUUGUGAAGGGAAAGGGGAAGAAAAAACGACUGCUCGAGGAUGAGAACUUACGUAGAGAAACGGAUAUCGAGGUAUAUAUUACAUGCAUUGAAAAGCUGCCCAAGCAAUUUGCUUUGGCACGGUUAUUCAAAGAAAACGGAAUUACUGAUAUAAUUAGAGUUAAAUAUUUAAAUCCUUUUAAAGUAAGGUUGCAAUUGCCGAACGAGGAAAGCGUUAAGAAAUUAAGUACCUGUGCGACAUUUAUUUCUAUGGGAUGGAGAAUUCAAAAGGCAAUGGAGGUUAACUACUCUUAUGGAAUUAUAAGAGACGUGGAGUUAGAAAUAUCUGAAGAAGAAAUUAUGAAAAAUAUAUCUUGCUCAGAUUCUACAGAAUUAAUAUCCGUAAAAAGGCUUAUGCGACGAAGUAACACGAAACAGGAAGCCUUAUGUAUAUAUCCUGUUACACAAUGCUCACAAUGUUGGAGGUUGGGUCACAUUCGCAAGUUAUGCCCAUUCAAGAAAACAAUCUGCCCCAAGUGUGGGGGGGGACACGAGAAUUGUGAUACCAAAACAUUCAAAUGUAUCAAUUGCUCUGGUGCUCACAUGGCUUUAGCUAGGUCUUGCCCUGCUUAUCUUAAAGAAAGGAAGUUGCGAGAACUAAUGGCCGAGUUCAAUUGCACAUACAGGAGGGCUUUAACAAUAUAUGUUGCGCCAACACCACAUAGAGAUAUGGACGUAAAACUUACAGGACAUAAUAACAUCCAGCAGGAGAUGUAUAAUUAUAACACACCGAAGAGGGAAGCGGCUACAACCCAGAAUGUUCCUACUUUUGCAGAAGUGACAGCCAAUGUUAUUGUGCAUAACGAAGAUAAUAUUAGUCAAUGUGAAAGUAAUGUAUCUUCGUCCCGCCGACACCAAACAAAAAAGGAGAAAAGAAAUACAGAGCGUGACACGUCAUUACAAAGUAAUAGAUUUGAACCUAAUACUAGCUAUAGUGAGGAAAAUAACAACAAAUCUUCUGGUAAAAUAUCUUUUAGUGAGCUACUUGUGAGGUUAAAGGAAGUAAUAUUUUUUAAUAAUUUUAGUUUGCAAGAGAAAGUUUACAAAGUGAUAAAAUUAGGUGUUGAGUGGUUAAUUUUGGUAACUGUAGACAAUAUCUCGGAAUGGCCAAUGUUGAAAACUGUUUUAAACUUAUUUAAUGGAUAG